Cuscuta epithymum is the source of this 4293-nucleotide messenger RNA. The record is from the annotation of a GenBank genome assembly. Lineage: Eukaryota; Viridiplantae; Streptophyta; Magnoliopsida; Solanales; Convolvulaceae.
AUUUUAUUGACGGUGCUGAGAUGCAGAGAAAUAGGAGUCAAAACACUAUUUUCAUAAAGACGGAGUCCAUUUUUGACAUUUUGACCCUCACACCACUCUAAAUGGUCUUAGAAAGAAACUAUCACAUGCUCUAAUUGUGCUAUUUUAUUAUCUCCACCAACAUCUCCUUGAGAUGGGAAAAUCUUAAAAAGCGAAAAGAAAAACAAAAAAAAGCCAACUUAACAAGUUUCCAGUGCACAUCGAACCCAUCUCCGAGGAAAGACUAGCCAAAUUCCCCGAGGUUUCUCUCUAGAUGCAGUAAAUGGUGGUGAAGAUGAUGAAGUGGCGUCCAUGGCCGCCGUUAAUUUCCAAAAAAAUCGAUGUGAGGCUUGUCAUUCGGAGACUCGAGAAUCUGCUUGUCAUUCGGAGACUCGAGAAUCUGGGCGUUGGAGAACCGUGGUUGGGUGAAGUUGCCACAUUGUCGGGCGGCGCUUCCGUUGAGAUCGGAUGGAAGGGCCCACCCAAGGCGGCGUUAAGGUCCUUCAGAAGAACAGUGAAGAGGAACUGCACCAAAGAAGCAGGGGUCAAGAAUGGACAAGAUGGCGCCUUUCUUGUGGAGUGGGAUGACGAGUUUCAAAACGUGUGUAAUCUGUCUGGGUUGAGGGAUAACGCGUUUCAUCCUUGGGAGAUCAGCUUCACUGUGUUUUUCAAUGUGAGCUAAUUUUCUUGACCCUGUUUUUUUCUUUUAAAUAAUUACAAAUUUAAAUUACAUGUAUUACUAAUGAAAAUGGUAAAGUUUAUCUACAUCUCUCGGAUUGUUUGUAUAAGAAAUUGCUUCAAAUAGGACUAAAAUAGGCAUAUAGGAGAUUAUGUUUUAUUCCCAAGAUAGGCUUUCAUUGAUCCUAAAGUAUAGAACUUUGUCAAAUAGGUUUGAAUGGGUUCUAUUUUAGAAAAAAACAAUAGUGAUCCUAUUUUUCAUUUUUCCUAUGUUUUAGUUGGAAUUUUCUCUUGUAUGUAUUUGAUCUGCAUCAUCAGUCUCUUUUCGAGUGCUUAUAAAAUGGGAAGCGAGUGCCGUUGUCACUAGUACUUCCACAUUCCAACUUCUAACCUUUUAAUUGUAUAUUUUUAACUGCCUUUUACAACAAGAUUCCGUCACCGUAUUUACACACUAGGAUGAUAUGCACUGCAGCAUAAGCCAGUUGAAACUUGGUAGGUGUGACUAACACUUAUGAGAAUGCACAGAUGAGUAGCAUGGGCUUUUUCGACUUAUUUUGUUCUUAAUGAAGGUUGAACUCGGAUAUCUUGCUUAACCAAAAUAGAGAAACCAUGUAAAUGUGUUCCAUCUAAUGCUUGCUGCUUCUAAUUCUAUAAACAUGUUUCCAUGUUCCAACAUUGAGAGCAUAUUCUUCUGUAAUACUUAGCAUGUUCUUAUUUAUCUGUAUUUAUUGUCCAUGUUCGACCAUCUACCGUUUUUUGAAAAUGUAGCGGGGCUAUACAUUAACUACUUUUUAAAUCAUAUUUUACCUGAAAUGCUCUCAUUGAACACCACUAUCCUAUUUAUGUUCCUCCUAAGAAUGGAGGGAUAAAAUAGAACAAAUAAAAGUGGUUAACUGUGACAGACAAAUAGGAAGAAGGAAGUAGAUUUUAUACCCACAUGGAAUGUCCGGGUUUGCUGAGCCUUGUUUUGGUUGUGAUUUACAAUUCAGGAGUCAAAUCAAGGUUCUAAGAAUAAGCUUCAUACUGUUGGAACAGCAGUCCUAAACCUUUCUGAAUUUGCUGCCAAGACAGAGGAGGGAAAAGAGUUCAACUUGAAGAUCCCACUAGCAAUUUCUGGGAAUGCAUCUGAGGCUCGUCCUAUUCUUUGUAUAUCUCUAAGUGUAUUGGAACUGAUAACUCCACAAGAGCCUACUGAAUUGGUGGAGAAGCCCAUAACAUCACCUCCUCAGCCACCUGGAGAAACACCAUCAUCAUCAUCAGUAGAGAAAGAUGAGCUUUCUGCCCUUAAAGCUGGUCUUAGAAAAGUAAAGAUCCUCACUGAUUACGUGUCCGUGAGGAGAGCAAAAAAACCAUGUCGGGAGGAAGAUAUCAGUGACUGCAGAUCAGAUUACGCAUACCCUUCUAUUGACUCUGAGUCACUUGAUGGGUUCGAGGAAGGGGAAGAAUCAGAUGAAAGAAAGGGACAAGAAGAUUCUCCUGUUAGGAAUUCAUUUAGUUAUGGCACAUUGCCCUAUGCCAAUUAUGCAGUAUCAUCAACACGGAUUGACGGUGAGGACGAGGGUUGGAUUUACUACAGCAAUAGCAGAUCAGACGUUGGGUGGUCGGCGAAUGUGGACUGUUGGAUCUCACAAGCUUCCGAGCCAGUGGUUUUGCAACAACGUGGCAUUAGUAUUCUUCCUUGGAGGAAGAGAAAGGAGAGGUUCAGAUCUCCUAAGGGGGAGCCGUUGUUGAGGAAGGAAUGUUGGGAAGAAGGUGGGGAUGACAUUGACUAUGACCGUCGCCAGCUCAGCUCUGAUGAAUCUGUUUCCUUUGGGUGGCACAGAACAGAGGAAGAAGAAAUAGGUGGACCCCGACCUUCGAUAUCAGGAUUCUGCGAUGACAAUUUUGCUGUUGGAACUUGGGAACAAAAACAAGUAAUGAGUCGGGACGGGCACGCGAUGCUUCAAACCCAAAUCUUCUUUGCUUCAAUUGACCAAAGAAGCGAGCAGGCUUCCGGGGAAAGCGCAUGCACAUCUCUCGUCACAGUUAUUGCUGAUUGGUUGCACACAAACCGUGACCUCAUGCCGGUAAAGUCACAGUUUGACAGCUUGAUCAGAGAGGGCUCUUCUGAAUGGAGGACUCUCUGUCAGGACGAAGAAACCUACCUGGAAAGUUUCCCGGAUAAGCACUUUGACCUUGACACUGUCCUGCGAGCCGCCAAAACCCGUUGCUUUUCUGUCAUUCCAGAAAAAUCAUUUGUCGGUUUUUUCCACCCGGACAUGAUGGACGACAAGGGUAGUUUCGACUUUUUGCAGGGUGCACUGUCUUUCGACAACAUCUGGGACGAGAUUAGUUGCGAUAAUAAAACGUUGGAAACCCAAGUUUAUAUUGUUAGUUGGAAUGACCACUUUUUUGUCUUAAAAGCAGAACCCGAAGCUUAUUACAUAAUUGAUACAUUGGGGGAGCGACUUUGGGAAGGUAAUGUUGAACAACAAACUCCAACCUUUAAUUUACUCGUAUUACUUUUUCUUUAUACUUGCUGUUGCAUUCUAUUACACCCUCAGUCUGCAUUUUUUUCAGAAUCUUAAACAUCACUUAUGUAGGAAAAUAGCAUACCAACAGUGGAAUGGGAUAUACUAUACUUUGACCUAUUAUUCUUUAACCUAUACUAUACUCAGACCUUGCAGUUAUUAUUAUACUCCGUAAUUCUUUAACCUAUUGCGUAUACUAUUGGGAUCGAUUCAUGUUAGUUGACCCCAAAAUCUUUUGGGAAUAAGGCUUAGAUGUUGUUAAACCUAUUACGUAUACUUUGACAGGUUGCAACCAGGCUUACAUACUAAAGUUUGACAAGAACUCAGUUAUCUACAAAGUGCCAAGUGUCAAGUUAGAUGGAGUUUUCGGUCAGGAGGAGCCGCGGAUGGAGAUUGAUCCAAAAGAGAUUAUUUGUGAAGGGAAAGAGACAUGCAAACACUAUAUAAAGGACUUUCUGGCGGCAAUUCCAAUUAGAGAGCUGCAGGAAGACAUCAAUAGAGGUCUAAUGAUAUCAGUGCCACUGCAUCACCGGCUUCAGAUUGAAUUUCACUAUACUGCGCAUUCCCAACAACCGUCUGCCUUUGCUGCCGUGAUGGAAGUGGCAGCCACUGCAACCGCAGCAGUAGUAGAAGCGGCUACCACCACAGCGCCGGCAGGUGUGGAAACUGCAACUGCUGCUGCUGCGUCACAGCUGGUUGAAGUUGCAUUAAAUGAAUUUGUUGCAUGAACUUCUGAAUAUAAUUUUUCAAAGUUUUACGGGCCAAGUUGGGCCCGACUCAAGAAGAAAGAGAGGGAAGUUAUCAGUUUUCCUUUUUGAGGUUUUUUUUUAGGUUUCAUGAGAGGCCACAGAUAAGGUGUGCUGAUAAAGGUUCUUAUGCUGUUAUGCAGCGACCAAGUAUCGAUAGUUCGAUAAAGGCCCUUUUGGUCAUCAGUUUGUGUCUGUAGGGAUUCACAGCCCGAGCUGUAUUUUUUUAGUUGAAGGCACAAGUGUAUAACUGUAUAUCAGUUUCUAACCUCUUCUAUUGGAAUUAUUGUUAACAAAUCUAACAACUGACUUUAAAUCUUUAAUACAUUCCCCUACCAAUC